AUGGACGGGACGCUAGUAGACUAUCUCUACGAACCAAACGGGCCUUCGCCGUUCAAAUGCGGCUACUGCAAGUCCCCGGACACCAGCAAAAUACAGGGAGUACUGGCACACCGCAUGACUUGUGGUGACUUUCAAGAACUAGUGGACAGAGGCUUCCAGCGCUCGGGAAAGUUCGUAUACAGACCUUUCAUGCGAGAGACGUGCUGCCCGCAGUACGUGUUCCGCACUGACGUGACGAAGUUUCGCCUGUCGAAGCAACAGAAGGCCACUAUCAGGAAAAUGAACAGAUUUCUCACCCUGGGAGAGGCAAAUGCCACUCCCGAAGACGCAGAAGAGGCGGGUCCCGGUGAUUCGGCCGGUAAAGAAGCCAAGACGGUGGAAGAUGUGACUGAAAACAACUUGGGAGAGCCGUCAAAGAAGAGAGCAGUCCGUCCUGGGCUUGGAGCAGACCCCAGCAAGCCACCCUGCAAGAAGGCCAAACUCCUCCGCAGGGAGCGACAGGCAAAGAAAGCUGUACAGAAAGGCCAGAAGAUUGUGGCUCUAGAGGAAAACUUAGCCAACAGAGAAACAACCGGGCAACCCAGCGCGUCCUCCACCUCUCCCUCUGUGGCUGAGUGGGUCGGAGAAAAGUUGAUCCUGCCACACGAACCCAGCCAUCGGCACAGCCUCACGACUCGACUAGUUUCCUGCUCACGAGGAGACCCACAGUUUGCCAGUACCUACGAAGAGAGCUACCGGGUCUUCAGGAAGUUCCAGUUGGAAGUCCACCGCGACAACGAGGAAGAUUGCCAGGAGUCCCACUUUAACGAGUUCCUCGUCGAUUCUCCUCUCGUCAAGGAGAAAGGGCCGGAGGGAGCCCCCUGCAAUUAUGGCUCGUUUCACCUCCAGUACUUGAUCGACGGGAAGAUAUUUGCGGUGGGGGUUCUUGAUAUCAUCCCAAGGGGGGUCCUCUGCGAGUACCUCUUCUACGACCCUGCGUACCGGUUUGUGGCGCCCGGGGUUUACAGCGCUCUGAACGAAAUCUCGCUCUCUCAGAGAUUCUUUACCGUCAGCCCAGAGAUGCAGUACUACUACAUGGGGUUCUACGUGCAGAGCUGCCCAAAGAUGAACUACAAGAGACGAUACGCGAGCAGCGAGUUGCUGUGUUCGCAUACGCACAGCUACGCCCCUCUCCAGCAGUGCAUCCCACGACUAAAGGAGAAAGAGUACUGCCGUCUAGACGACGAUGCCCCCCUCGUUAACGAGCGCGACGAAGUCACGGAGGAAGUGGUGGGAGGGUUGAAGAUCCUCCAUAAAAUGGCGGUGAUGUCAUACACAGACUAUAGGGCAGAGUGUGGGGAUGGACGACAGGCGAUGAUUGUGGAGUCGUAUGUGGAGCUGGUGGGACAGAAGGUGGCCAGCAAUGCCACGCUGCACAUACCCUCAUCAGACAUGAUGUUUUGA
Messenger RNA from Geodia barretti, 1443 nucleotides. Lineage: Eukaryota; Metazoa; Porifera; Demospongiae; Tetractinellida; Geodiidae. The record is from the annotation of a GenBank genome assembly.